AGGAUACAUGGCUCCUGAAUAUGCAACAAGGGGUUACUGACAGACAAAGCAGAUGUUUACAGGCUUUGGAGUUGUUGCAUGGAGAUUGUUAGUGGAAGGAGCAACACAAGUUAUAGGCCCAAGGAGAACUCGUUUUUCUUCUUGAUCAGGCCUAUGUUUUACAAGAGGAGGGAAGACUGCUUGAACUCGUUUGACCCAAGCCUUGGUUCGAACUACUCAAAGGAAGAGGCAAUGCAGAUGUUGAACCUGGCUAUUAUAUGCACCAACCUAUCUCCAACUCUCAGACCCACAAUGUCCACUGUGGUGAGCAUGCUAGACGGGAAGAUGCCUGUGCGGGUACCUACUACAGAGUCCAGAGACUCCAAGAGCCAUGGAUCUGAGAAUCAGGUCCUUUGAGGAAAUAUCCCAAGAAAGCCAAGCACGGAGCUUUCCGACUGAUGAGCAACGGUUUGAUACCUCAAUGUCUGCCCAAAGUUGCGAGGAAGAAAUAACUCCACUUCCUGGAUCAAGCAACCUUCUAUCAGAUUACAGAAUUAGUUUAUAGUUGAGGGGUUGUGGAAAAGUAAAUUAAAAGCACUCACCUUCUGGAUAUAAAUGCAUGGAUGUACGUAAGGAGAUGAUAUAAUUAAGAACAGAUCAUGUGGACGCAUAUCCGUCAUCUCUUCUGUUAUAGUCAAGAAUAAAGUGGGCGUCUUGCCUCAAGCAGACUUGUGACUCUCUCCAUUACAGAUACAGUGGUUCUCGUGCAGCAAAAGUUGUAUUGUUACGAAGAGCUCACAUGGUUAGUUUCGUUUUAUAGAAGAAAAUAGAAGGAUGUUUUUCUUAAAUUUCCACUAGUUGUAUGGGUAUUUAACAGGAAACUGUGUGAUAUUUGGAAGAAUAAUAAUACAGCGGCUUUAGUAUUUCUGCUGCA
Molecule: messenger RNA, 913 nt
Organism: Phoenix dactylifera (date palm)
Lineage: Eukaryota; Viridiplantae; Streptophyta; Magnoliopsida; Arecales; Arecaceae
Source: RefSeq, a predicted model, not a curated record